Molecule: messenger RNA, 5836 nt
Organism: Phyllostomus discolor (pale spear-nosed bat)
Lineage: Eukaryota; Metazoa; Chordata; Mammalia; Chiroptera; Phyllostomidae
Gene: RIMOC1
Product: chromosome 3 C5orf51 homolog
Exons: 6
Coding region: 159-1043 (294 amino acids)
Biological process (GO): mitophagy
Source: RefSeq, a predicted model, not a curated record
UUCCGGCGUGGGUCCGCACUCCACCGGAGCCGGGGUCACCCGCGCCCCACCACCACCAACCACACGCGCCCCGCCCCCACGCCGCGCCGGAGCCGACCGAUCAGGUGACCACGGGCUGGCGCGGUCACGUGGCUGGGGCGCGCCCUCCCGUUGUGGCCAUGGCGGCCGCAGGCUCCAGUGUGGCGCGGCGAGUGGAGCAGCUCGGAGACCUGGCUCAGGCCCGCAUCCAGCAGCUCAGCGAGGCGGCGGGCGAGGACGAUCACUUUCUAAUCCGGGCCUCUGCGGCUCUAGAAAAAUUGAAACUCUUGUGUGAAGACAAAGACUGUUCAAAUCCAUCAAACCUUCUCGAACUUUACACACAGGCUAUUUUGGACAUGACGUACUUUGAGGAGAACAAGCUAGUAGACGAAGACUUCCCCGAAGACUCCUCACAGAAAGUAAAAGAGCUGAUCACUUUUCUCUCAGAGCCAGAAAUUUUAGUUAAAGAAAACGACAGGAACCCUGAACACGGCCGUCUGCUUGGGGACGAGCUCCUGGAGUGUCUCUCGUGGCGACGAGGAGCCCUGCUUUACAUGUAUUGUCAUUCUCUGACCAAAAGGCGCGAGUGGCUCACGAGGAAAUCCAGCUUGCUUAAAGAGUACCUUGUUGACGGAAUCAAUUACUUGCUACAGAUGCUAAAUUAUCGGUGCCCUACCCAAUUAAAUGAAGGCGUUUCUUUCCAAGACCUAGACACAGCUAAGUUACUCAGUGAAGGAGUGUUCAGUGACAUCCACGUGCUGGCCAUGAUGUACAGUGGAGAGAUGUGUUGCUGGGGGCUGAAGCACUGUGCGGGUCCGCAGCCAGGAGACCAGGACGUGGGCACCGGUGUUUCCGGAGCGAGCCACACCGCACACCACAAGGAACCCCUGGAUUUCCGAGAAGUGGGAGAAAAAAUUCUGAAGAAGUAUGUAUCCGUGUGCGAAGGACCCCUGAAGAAACAAGAAUGGAAUACAACAAAUGCAAAACAAAUUUUAAACUACUUUCAGCAUCGCUCUAACCAGUAAGUUUACCCAGUCUUUUUCAGACAGAAACAAAAAAGACCCAUGAAAUGUCCAGAAAAGAAGGUGCAUUGACACUGAACUUAAGGUUACGUCACACUACAUAAAGGUGUCCGGCGUGGCUACCCUUUUGACAUGCCACCACCGUGCUUCCUUAUAGAUCCUUAAACCCAUGGAGGGACAGUUCUUUCGUUUCUAAAGUGGCACGUGUGUUACUUUAACUCAGCCUGAACUACAGGUGUCCUCUGACUAAUGCUAAGGAGCAAUCCAGUUCACCUUUGCGAAGAUUUUUUUCUGUUACUUCAGGUUUUUCUUUAAUUGUGGGAAACUAUAACAAAAUUGACCAUUUUCACUGUCUUUAGAUUAUUUUUCUAUCUCUGUACCAUGAAGCCUGCUAUGCUUCAAAGGGUUAAAAUCAAGUAACCUCAUUGCUUUAGAUAUAUGCUACAGAUAUAAACAUUGGCAAAAUCAUGACAAAUGUUCAGAUUCCAUUUCCAGAAUAAGAUAGAUAAUGAAAUACUUGCUCUGGCUGGUGUGGCUCAGUGGAUUGAGUGCCGGCCUGUGAACCAAAGGGUCACCGGUUUGAUCCCCAGUCAGGGCACAUGCCUGGCUUGCAGGUCAGGUCUCCACGAGUGGGGGACUCGUGAGAGGCAACUGCACAUUGAUAUUUCUAUCCCUCACUUUCUCCCUCCCUUCCCCCCUCUAAAAAUAAAGUAUUGAAAACAAUAAUGAAAGACUUCAUAAAAGAAUGGUUGCUUAAUUAUUUUACCAUGUAUUCCUAACAGCAUUUAAAUUUUUUAUCUGUCCUAUUAGGUAUUUUAUCAAAAUUUAAAAUGAUUUUCCUAUCUUGUUUAAAAGAAUAUGUAUGGUUUAUCAAAUGAGUAAUAAAGAUAAAAACCAAGUUAGGUUAGCCCACUGUUAGCUCAUACGUCUUUCAGGCACAUCUUCUCAUAUGUAUCGAAAUGUUUAUAUGUUUUUGUCUUGACUAGUAGGGGUCCGUGUAAAAGGCCAGGGACCCCAACUGCUGUCCCGCUCACAGGCUUUCUGUGGAGCGCCACCCAGUGGUUCCAUCAGUUUCCCAGGACGGACUCCCACGGCCACACUUGACUGUCACCAUCCUGAGCCUCUUUCUGAAGUCUGAAAUUUUAGUAACUGAUGCUGAUUCUCAUCUGCCUAGCUCUUUCACCUCUUCAUUUUCAUUGAUGAUUUUCUCCAAGUCUCACUUCUUCGCAGCCUCCUCCUCCUGACCACUGCCCUUUCCCCUAAACCAUCAGCCCCUUUCAGAUAGAUGUUCUCCUUCCUUACCCAGCCUCAAGCUGAGGGGAAGCACAUGAAGUGCUUUCUGCAGACCCCCAAAUCCGCCUUCCCCUUGUCCUUCAGCCUCGUCAUUCUGCAAGCCCUCACCCUUGAAUUCAUUCUGUCAUCCACCUUUCCUGGGUGCUGAGUUCCGCCUGAAGCGCGUGCAGCCCUCUGGAGUGGGAUCACUCUAAGUACCUCACCUUCAACUUCAGAGGAGCCCUCAGUGCAAGCCUUUUGUUUUUACCUGCGGCAGGGGGGCCCCCCUCCCUUUUCCUCUCUGGCAGAUCCAAGCCACUAACAUUCCUCGGGCCCUGUGUCCCUCCCCUGACAUACGGCCAUGGCCCUAUCUUACAGACAGCCGAGACUGUUAGGAGGUCAGUUUGUUUACUAGCUUUGCCCUCCUUCUCUCCACCGCCCCCCACCCCGCCCCUCUUUAGUAGACCAGAGCUAGCCUGCCUCCUCUGAAGACCGGUCUCCACCUUCCCUGUCCGCAGUCCUCUUCCCUUCCCCCGGGGCUUCUCUUUCUCUGCCUCCCUGAGGUAGUGAGCUUCCCUAGAGUCUGUCCUUUUCCUCCCCCCCUCCCCCGGUUUUCCUUCUUCCUCCUUUCUUUUUACUUACUCUACGUACUCUGGAGUGUGAUGUCACUCAUAGCCAUGGCCGCUUCUACCGCCUUUAGUGUUAGCCCGACUCCCAGCCUGUACGUGAGUCCCAGCUUCCUUCCUGCUCUCCAAACCUGACUGACUUCUGGCUGCCUAUUCAAUAUCUUCACUUGGGCGUCCCAUAGUGAUUUUAAGUCCAUUGUGUCCAAACCACCAAUCCUCUUUCUUGUGAAGUCUUUUCCUGUUCGUUUUCCUCUUUAUUUUGGAUCUUGCACCGAGUGGAGCAGAGCGCCGCAGAAGCCACAACCCGGCCUCUGCCCCCCUCCCCCGUCUCUGAGGUCAGCCUGUGCAGCCACGUCCCAGCCAGCGCCCCUCACACAGCAGACCCGGGCUCCUUUGGAUGCACACAGACCUCCUCAUAGGGCCUCUUGGGACAAGGGGACUCUUCCCCUAGUUCUGCCCCCGUCUCUUCGCUUAUCCUUAUACAGCGAAGAAGAUUUGUAUUUAACUUAGUGGUUCACCAAGUUUUACUGUGACAAUACCUUGUGCUUUCUAAGUAUAAAGAUGUAAAUCAUUUUAAAUACAGUUUUUAGACCCACACACUGCCCCCCCCCCCCGCCCCCCUAGUUUUGGAGCAUCUGGAUCAAGUACCGUACUUCCAGUUCUCCCCCGGGUGCUGUGCGUGUUCCUGGACAUCCUUGCAGACCGCGUCACUUCCACCCGGGACACUUGGCCCUGCUGUGCGGCCCAGUGGCACCCACUCACCCUUUAGGACUCCACUGGCCCCCGUGGUGCUGAAUCCACACGGCUUUCGUCAGCCCUUUCCAGCGAGACUUAGAUGCCCCUUUGCUUCUGCUCAUGCAGUCUCGCCCUCCCGUGUCAUCCCAGGGAUUGCAUUGCUUUAUUGUUUUCCUUACGAUGGUGAGCACUGUGUUUUUAAAAUCUCCCUUUAUACGUAAUGCUUGGUCAACGGUAAACCAUUAGUCAGGUUUCUGCAAUUAACAAGUGAUGGGACUCUGAGUGCCGAGCUCUGCACAGAAGGGCGGCCCCGCUGCGGUCCCCACUGCCACGCCCUCUGCACCGGGGGCUGACCGGGGAACAGGGAGGGCGCUCCUGAGGAGUGACGCGGCACGGGAGUUGGACCCGAGGAAAUGAGAACUUUCUCUUUAAACGCUUGGAACUUCCGUUUUGCCUUCAUGACCCACGUGAACGAACCACUUGGGUCUCACUGCUCGGUACAGGUGUGAGGGCACUACUGGGUGCUUUUUGUACAACUUUCCCACCCCCACACAAUUGGAGGAGAAUUUGUGCGCCAUAACAGUGAUAAUACAAUGCUUUUUACUCUAGAGUAUACGAAACAUGAACGUAUUUUGUAUGUUCAAGCCUGCCAAGUAAAUUCUGUUUCAUGCAGAAUGGAGUAGCUUCCAGCUACCUACCACAUGAGGAAGGUACUGUAAUUCACUCAUCAGUUUUUACGUUCCUGGUACAUGCCAGGUUUUGUCCUAGGCCCUGAGGAUGUACAGCUUUGUAAAACGCCCUCUUUCAGAGUUUGCCUUCUUGUGGGGGGAGUGAACACAUUUUAAAAACACACAGCGUGUUGAGUGGUCGGUGCUGGGAAGGAUAACGUGGGCUUGGGGACUAGUGGGACUCUGGAGAGGAGUGCUGUUUUCGGGGUGGUUGGGAAGGCUCCUCCAAGCACCUGUCUGCUUAGCACUGUGUAUCUUCAGAUUCUACCCCUCCGGCUACGUUGCUUGAACAUUCAGUGCAUUUACAAAGUUUCUCUUUCUCGUGGAAGUUCUGAUACUGCAUUAGGAAGUACUGAGUCGCUGCUUAAGACCUUGUCAAUUUUAUUACAUUUAAAGGGUGGUUCUCUAGUGUGGGCUUUACUAAUGGGUGAGUCUAAAGGCCUUGGUGCAUUUAUUAUACUAAGGGUUUCUCCUUUUGGGUUUUCUCAUAGUUACUGAAACUUAAACUCUGUUAACAGAGUUUUCAUAAAUCCUUUAAUUUGUAUGGUUCUUUCCCUAUAUGAAUUUUCACAUGAAUUUUCAUAUGUCAGGUAGGCUUUGAGACUUGAAGUCCUUCCCACUUCAGUGCAUUUAUAGGGUUUCUGCCCACUGCAAGUUGUUUCGUGCUGAAUGCUGGCCUGCCAACCGAAAGGUUGCUGGUUCAAUUCCCAGCCAAGGCAACUGCCUGAGUUGUAGGCCAGGUCCCCAGUUGGGGGUGUGGGAAAGGCCAGUGAUUAGUGUUUCUCUCGCCCGUCAUUGAUGUUCUUCUCCUUCUCUUUCUCCCUUCCCCUCUCUCUCAAAAUAAAAUCUUUAAAAAAGACUGAAGACUUUCAAAGUCCUUAUUCCUUUGCAUGCUGAGUCAUGGCUAAAAGUCCCACAAUAAAACUACAUUCCUACCUUCACAACCCCACUGUGAAUUCUCCGGUGUUCAUUCAAGUGGGAGAUGUGUCCGAUGCAUUCUGAGACUCAUUUUCAUGGCACUUGUAAUAACCCACAGCUGGCUGACACAGUUUUAAGUUGCUUAAAAUUCCUCUCCCCCUUUCAGGGUUCUUUUGUGGUUCACAGAAGGGUCCCCAUCUGCCAUAGAAUCCAGGAUUCUGUGGUUCUCUAAUACCACUGUCUUGUAGUGAAGAUCUAAGUGGCUUUAUUAAUGGAUCCACGGACGGGGCUACCAUCUAGCAGUUAGAAGGGCGCUCCCCUGUAUUUUUUAACACAAUACGAGAUAUUAUGGAAGUAUUACGUUAGAAUACAUUUAAUGUAUCUACACUUAAAGUAUGUGUUAUGUACUUACGCUGUAUUCUUUACUGUUUUGUUUGUUUUCCUACUUCUAUGAAAAUUUCCAAGUAAAAUGUUGUGGAGCAUAUACAAUUUUUUAAAUAAAAUGAUGUUCCCACAU